UGCCGUAUGUCACCGUUCUUGUACAUUAUUCUGUCAAGUAAAUAAAGCUUUAGUGUAUUUGUAUGGCUGUGCAAUGAUAACAACUGAUAGUGACUUCAUAUAAACUGUGAAGAGUACGUUCACAACUCAACAGUAACUCGAGAGCGCACAAAAUGGUACUGUUUUAUCUAAGUAUUUUUGUAUUACUUUACGCUUUUUAUUUAUUUUCAAAAAGAAAACACAAUUAUUGGAAACAAAAAGGUGUAAAAAGUCCCGAUCCUAUGCCAGUAGUUGGAAAUUUUGGGAAAGUGAUGUUACUCAAGGAAUCUGUGCAAAAAUUGUUUCAAAACACGUAUAAACAAUACCCAAAUGAAAAAAUUGUUGGCUUAUAUAGAGGAUUUACACCGAUGCUGUUAUUAAGAGACCCAGAAUUAAUAAAGCAAGUGUUAAUUAAAGACUUUCCGUUAUUUCAAGACAGGGGCAUGAGCACUAGCCGCAGUAAACUCGGUAAAAAUUUGUUUGAAGCUGAUGGUGAAACCUGGAGAAUACUAAGGCAAAAAUUAACCCCUGUGUUCACCUCGAAGAAACUUAAAGACAUGAUACCACUUGUAGAACAGUGUGUUGAGAAUUACAUCAAAUAUGUGGAACAUCUGACCGAAAAUAAUAUCAACCACGAAAUUAGAUCUUUGCAAUCAAAGUACACUUUACAAGUGAUUGGCUCGUGUGCUUUUGGACUGCAAUUAGAUACUUAUAAUGAUAAUGAAGAUGAAUUUAGCAUAAUGGCCAAACGAAUAUUUAAUCCUACAACUUUUUCAAGAGCUCUUAUAUUGCUGGAUAUGAUAAUACCUGGAGUUAGAAAAUUGUUUAAUACAGCAUCGGACUUACAAAAUUUCUUUUUAAACCUUGUGUCAAAAGUAAUCAAACAACGAGAACAUGAACCAAUGAAGCGCAAAGAUUUUAUGGAUCUUAUGAUAGAAUUAAGAGAACAAGGUAAAGUAAGCCGAAAGAGUGAAGAUGGUAUAUUAGAAAUAGAUAUGAAUGACGGAUUGAUAGCUGCUCAAGCAUUAGUGUUUUAUGCUGCAGGAUUUGAAACAUCAUCGGCGACAAUGUCCUUCAUGAUUCAUGAACUAGCGUUACAUCAAGAUAUACAAAACAAAGUUUAUGAUGAAAUAUGUAGCGUAACUGCUAAGCAUAAUGGCAAAAUCAAUUACGAUUGUAUUAAGGAAAUGACGUAUCUCGAAAUGGUGUUCGACGAAACGUUGCGUAAACAUUCCGUGGCAGGACUCUUGAUACGUAAAUCGUUAACAGAUUACACUUUGCCGGGCGUCAAUGUGUCCAUUUCUAAAGGAACACCAGUAUUAAUAUCCGUUUCAGGACUACAUUGGGAUGACCAAUAUUACAAAAAUCCUGAAGUUUUCGAUCCAGAAAACUUUUCUGCAGAAAGAAAAAUCGCACGCCCGCCUUGUACUUAUCUGCCUUUUGGAGACGGACCACGCAAUUGUAUUGGUAUGCGUUUUGCAAUAGUGCAAUCAUUGAUGGGAAUGGCCGCAUUUCUCAGGAAAUUUAAAGUAGAGCCAAGUAGUAGAACCAAAAGUGCACUCGACUACAAACCAACAGGAUUAACUUUGGAGAGCAAAGACGGAAUAUGGGUGAAAAUUGUAAAACGAACGCCAGCAACGCAAUAACAAUCACUUGGAUAGCCAUUUCCGGUGGCCUAAGUAUAUGUUUGGAGUUUGAACUUGGAAGUUUCAAAGGUCGCUAAAUAAAGAGGCUGCUUGAACCAAUUUUAUUUCAAAACUAGACUAAGCGAACAAAUUAUAAAAUAGGCAACAUUCCAGUUCCAAAUACCUUCUUACCGUUUAAGAUUUUCUUUUAAUGUUUCUUUUAUUUACCUAUUUUGAGACAACUUCCUCUAGAUUUAAAUGCCUAAUUUUGUUGAUUUUUUCAAUUCUGGUACCUACAGAAAUAUCAAAAAUGAUCUCCAAAGAAAAGUUGAAUAUUAUUCGUGAACUAUAAUGUGAAAUGAAACACUCAGUAUAACCAACAAGAAGAAAAAAACGGUUUGUAGUAAAAACAAAAGUAAAAACGGGUUGAAAAGGUGCGAAUCGUCAUAUUAAAGGGUGCGCAAAUUCAAGGGAAACGAGGGACAUAAGGUAGGUAAUGUCGAGAUGUGAUUAAUUUAAUACGCCUCGUUAACGCCGUGAGCCGGGCUACCAAAUAAAAUUAAUAUAGAACUAUUCACCUGUUAUAAGGCAAAACAUUAUUAAUAAAUUCAAAAUGUACAUAAAUAUAUAAAAGCAAAGGAAUUGCUAUCAUAAUGUGUACAUAAUAAGUAAGUAGUCUCUGUCCUGUCGCUAAAAUAUAAUAUACGUAUAUGUAUGUACAUAACAUUAUGUAGCUAUAUUUAAAAAUAUUAUGUACAUAAUAUUUUAUUUAUUUACAAUCAAUCAUUUGUCUUGUAAUUGAAUGAUUGAAAAGAGAAUGUUUAUUCCAUUUUAUAAUAAUUAGUACCAAAUAUGCAUAAUAAGAAAAUCUUGAUGUUGUUUUCAUCUGUCUAAAAGUUCAAGCGACCCUUGUUAUUUUCCAUGAUGAAGGUAUGCUUGUUCCUGUGCUUUCCAUAUUUUGUGAUGGGGCUGUGCGGUGACUCGGCUCUUGUUUAUGAAUUUUCUGGAUAAUGAGAGUUCCUAACCUCGUCGUGGAUGUUACAGAAUUCCACAAAGUUGAGGCUUCAAUAACUUAAAAAAUAGCGAUCAUUAAGCUGCUCAGAUUACAUCAUUAGAAACGUAAUGUUUAUUCUGAAAAGAUGCGCAUGUUCUGCUUAUUUUCAAGAAAAAUUUAGACAGGUUUUAACUUCUGAGAAUUUUCAUAUAAACAAUUUACGUUCAUUUAGGAAGUACAAAGAAUAAAAAAAAAACAUAUUUUUCUUUAUUUUUUAUCCUCUCUCUUCCUUUAUGUUUCCAAAUAUUGAUAUAAAGCCGAUAUUAAUUAAAAUAAACUCCAAGCGCCCGAAACCUUAAAAAGAUUAUGUCAAAGUGUAUAAUUUUGGCAGCGUCUCUUGCUACCAAACAAACUGGUGAAGUAAGCUGUUGUUACAGACUAAAUAAAUUGCAGGAUUUUUAAAGGCUUUACGCGCUUUGAUCAAUGAGGAAGGAAUUUCAACGUGUAACGAAGGAUCUCUUUUGUCAUUGUCUUGCUUUAGCACGACGUGUAUAUUGCUGUCUUGUUCACGUCAUAUUAGGAAGCGGUAAACAGUUAACUGUCAAUUCUUAUUAGGAAUCGUUUCGUUUCAAAUUUAGUAGUUAGGUAGCUCGUA
Molecule: messenger RNA, 3292 nt
Organism: Amyelois transitella
Lineage: Eukaryota; Metazoa; Arthropoda; Insecta; Lepidoptera; Pyralidae
Product: cytochrome P450 6B7
Exons: 2
Coding region: 153-1664 (503 amino acids)
Molecular function (GO): oxidoreductase activity, acting on paired donors, with incorporation or reduction of molecular oxygen; iron ion binding; monooxygenase activity
Source: RefSeq, a predicted model, not a curated record